ACUGCGCUACUAUGAUGCUGGAACUACUGACGACAAGUGACCGGAAGUUGGCAGCGGCUAUUACCGGUGUAGUCUGGUCUGUGUGUGUGAUGACGUUAGCUCUUGUAGCGUUUCUCUUGAGGGACAACUCUUGGCGGACCUUACAGAUAGUACUCAGCUCGACUUCACUCUUUGUUGUCUUACAGAUAUUAUAUCUGGAUGAAUCUUUACGCUGGAUGGUUGCCAACGGAAAAAUCAAGCAAGCCGUUAAGGUCAUUAAAAAAGCUGUCAAGAUGAACAAAUGCGACGAAGACGUUGUUUUAAAGAUCUUCCAAGAUCACGUGGAACAAGUGCAGAGUCAGAACGUUCUAGAAAACUUUGAUAUCAAGUCUUUAGUGAACAUGGAAAAACGGGAAUCUUUAUAUCAACAAAACUUUGACACACAAAAAGUUUUGUGCGAACAAAGUAACGGACAAAUAAACAUGAUCCUCUUUGGUGCUGACCAUCAAAAUACGAACUGCCUUAAAAAGAAUGACCAUCAAGAAACGUUAUCCCAACCAGAUGAACAUCAAGAAACCUUAUCCCAACCAGCUGACCACCAAGAAGCUUUAUCCCAACCAGCUGACCCUCAAGAAACUUUAUCCCAACCAGCUGACCCUCAAGAAACUUUAUCCCAACCAGCUGACCAUCAAGCAACGUUAUCCCAACCAGCUAACCAUCAAGAAACCUUAACCCAAAUAGCUGACCAUCAAGAAACUUUAUCCCAAUUAGCUGACCAUCAAGAAACUGUAUCCCAACCAGCUGACCAUCAAGAAACUGUAUCCCAACCAGCUGACCAUCAAGAAACUUUAUCCCAAUUAGCUGACCAUCAAGAAACUUUAUCCCAAUUAGCUGACCAUCAAGAAACUUUAUCCCAAACAGCUGACCAUCAAGAAACUUUAUCCCAAACAGCAGACCAUCAAGAAACUUUAUCAAAAACAGCUGACCAUCAAGGAACUGUACCCCAAAAAGCUGACCAUCAAGAAACUUUAUCCCAACCAGCUGACCAUCAAGAAACCUUAUCCCAAACAGCAGACCAUCAAGAAACUUUAUCAAAAACAGCUGACCAUCAAGGAACUGUACCCCAAACAGCUGACUAUCAAGAAACUUUAUCUCAACCAGCUGACCAUCAAGAAACUUUAACCCAAACAACUGACCAUCAAAACACGUUAUGCCAACAGUCAGUAGACUAUCAUUACUAUCAAGAAUACGUAAAACAACAGAAAGACAUUGGUGAUACAAAACCCCAUCUGGAGUUGAGUGAGUUUUCCCAAUGUAAAGCUGUAAAUUCAGAACAAAAUUUGGUGUCUUCCGGCGAAGACAAACUCUCCCAGAAUUCUCAAAUAAUACACAGUGAACAGAUGUCUUUCUUUGACCUUGUUAAGGAUAGGCGUUUGUUGGUGACGUCAUUGGUGAAUGGGUUGCUUUGGUUUACAACUGCUGUGGGCUAUUUCGGAAUUUACUUUACAUCGACUACAUUAGUGGGUAAUCGAUUCCUGAAUUUUUUCCUAACUGCUCUAAUGGAGGCCCCAUCAAACUUGAUGUUGUAUUCUAUUUUAGACAGAUUUGGCCGACGGAUCUCCACAGGCGGGGUAUUUGCAAUCCUUGGGAUAUCUGUGCUGGCUUCUGGAAUUUGUCGACACCUGCAACAAGUGUACAACGACGACAUAUUCGCCUACUUAGCUCUGGGAUUUUCUCUUCUGGGAAUGUUGGGUGCAAGUUCUUGUUUUGGGAUUGUUUUCCUUUACACACCAGAAAUGUUUCCCACAAAUAUCAGAAAUCAGGCACUCGGUGUGUCCUCGUUUGUUGGAAGACUAGGUGGGAUGCUGGCACCUUUCCUGGGUCUAUUGGCGGAGCAAGCCAUCUGGUUGUCUGGGCUGUUGAUUGCUUCCCUUUGUACUCUCGUCUGCCUCACUCUCAGAUUUCUGCCGGAGACCAAUGGCCGCGAGCUGCCGCAAAGUCUUCAAGAGUUGAAGCGUUGGUGACGUCAUCGGUACUUCAGACCUUGAGCGUUUAAUAAAAUGUGUUUAAAGUGUUUAGGCUACACAAGAUGUGUUUACUGCUUAUGAUUAACCAAUGUAUUGCUGUAAAAUAAAGUCAGUAGCUGAUACCAGCUAA
Messenger RNA from Physella acuta, 2136 nucleotides. RefSeq lists its product as uncharacterized. The record is from RefSeq and is a predicted model, not a curated record. NCBI's taxonomy places the organism in Eukaryota, Metazoa, Mollusca, Gastropoda, Physidae. Gene Ontology annotation, molecular function: transmembrane transporter activity. Gene Ontology annotation, biological process: transmembrane transport. Gene Ontology annotation, cellular component: membrane.